UGCCGCCACCGUAGUGUCAUGGUUGACAGCCGAUCAAUGAAUUUGUACUACGGUAGUGAGUAAAUCGGUGUUGUGCGAUGGAAUUAAUUUAAAUGUUGGAUUUGUCGGUGCGGGGGCACAAUGGGGAAGGACCAAGAGUUGCUGGAGGCGGCCCGCAAGGGCAACGUGGCCGUCGUGGAAAAAAUCCUAGGGCAAAGGGCUAAAAGGAGUGGCCCUCUUGCAAGCUUGCGUCGGGGGCCAGGAGCCAACGUGCAAGACAGCAGCGGAUAUUCCGCCCUCCACCAUGCCGCCCUCAACGGACACAGAGAAAUCGUCAAACUCCUACUCGACCACGACGCCUCUACGAAUAUCGUAGAUGUGAAGGGCUCCUCGCCUCUGCAUCUCGCCGCCUGGUCCGGAAACGUCGACAUCGUGAAGCUCCUCCUGAGCGGGCCCUCGAUCUGUAACGUGAACUUGACGACUCAAGAUGACGAGACGGCACUUCAUUGUGCCGCUCAGUACGGCCAUACGGCCGUCGUUUCCCUCCUUUUGGAGCACGCUUGCGAUCCGGGAAUUCGCAACUGUCGCGGGGAGACAGCCCUGGAUUUGGCGGCUCAGUACGGGAGAUUGGAAACGGUGGAAUUGCUGGUCAGGACCGACCCCAGCCUGAUCCAGUGCCUGAAGAGGGCCGCUCCGGACACCGUCUACCCGCACACGCCGCUGCACCUCGCCAGCAGGAACGGCCACAAGGCCGUAGUCGAGGUAUUAUUGCGGGCGGGAUUCAGCGUUAACAUGCGGACGAAGUCGGGGACGGCCCUGCACGAAGCCGCACUCUGCGGUAAAGUCGAAGUCGUCAGGACUUUGCUGGAACACGGGGUCAAUACGGCGAUCAGAGAUUCGCAUAAUUACACGGUUAUGGAUUUGUUGAGUCAGUUUAAUACGGCGCAAGCCUCGCAGGAGAUUAUGGGGAUUUUGAAACGGCAUAAGAAGGGUUUGACGAUAGUGGACAGCGACGGGGAGAGCAUAAGUCACCCGUUUCCGCCGCUUCCGAGCACUGACUCGGAUAUCGGGAGUCCGUACGAAAACGUGCGACCGUCCUCGAAGAAUGCACGGUCGUCUACGACGGACCCGUCGCCCGGGACUUCCCCGCAAAGGUGGGACUUGCGGCAUGCCAGGCCGCCUGAGGGAUUCGAAGAUCGGCGAGUUUCGGGGGUUUCCGGCAUUUCGAUGCGUAACACCAAGCCGUACCAAAGCUUACCCUUAAAAAAACGUGAUUCGUCCGAUUUGUCUCCCUUGGACGGCAUAACUUUUAAGUUUAAGGAACAGUUCUCGCUCCGAAAAUCCAGCACGACUUCCACUGACACGUACCACACAGCAUGCGAGUGUAGAAAUUCUGAUUCUUCCAGGGAGAGCGAUAACAGUCUGUAUCAGAUUCCCUGCGUUCCUAAACAGUUUAUGGACACGAGUGUCCAUUCGGAAGACUUGAAUUAUCUGUGCACGAGUCGGGAAUCUGAUCAGAUUAGUUUGUCGUCGACGGCGUCCAGUUCGGGGUAUCCCCGGCGUCCGGAUUCCGGCGGAGUGCCGCUCUACAUCCCCAUGAAUAACGUGCGCGGGGGGCACAGUCCGAGUUCGAAUAAAGUUUCGCCUACGCCUCCGAAGAAGCCGCCACGUCGGAACCUUUCGGUGUCUCCAACCCACCUCCAGCCCAUGUCGAUGUCAGUCGACGGUGUCACCAACAGUGCUUAUGAGUACUUAUUUUUGGCACAUAGCGGUACCAGAAGCCAGGGAAAUUUGAACGACGUGGAGCACGACGCGAGACGGGAGAGGCUAAGCCACGGGCGCAGCAUGGACCAGUACGUCGAAAUGAACGUCUUCAACAUAGCACUUGACGAAGAUGAGGAGCGUCCCAAGGAGCUACAUAGAGGCAAGAGUGAAGAUUUGGACUGUCGGAAGAAGUACGAACCGGUCGCGAUUACGUCAAUGUACGAAAAUAUGAUCAUCAAGCAGCAGAAUCCCCGGCGGAAGUUGCGAAGAAACCCGGAAGUUUACGAAGAGUACGAUUUUACGAAGAAGGAAGAACCGGUAGCGAGUAGUUCAGCACCUGAAACUACUUUUGUCAGCAGUGCGUUUAUUAUGAUCGGGGAUGAGGAGAGUAAGAAUUGUAAUUAUCCAAUGAGUCCGACUCAUUACAAGCAACCUCCCACUCCCGAUCAUCCGCCGCCUUCGGCCCUUCAAGCCGAAAGCCUGAUUUAUGAGAAAAUAAGGCCGCUGAGUCAGGAAUACAAACGCCAGUCCAAAGACAUGGAGACCGAAACCGAGGAAGAAUUCCUCCUAAUCUGCGACGAAUCAAGCGGCAGUCUUUCAAGCAGCGUCUCGCUGUCUGAUCGCAGUGUCGACAACAUAAUCGAAGAGUACCACUCAGACGCACCUUUCGCAGGUCUCAUAAAAGGUUCGACGCGAGUCUUGGAAAACAUCAGUUCGAACACUCCGGCCGAAAGACCGAAAACACUCAAAAAAUUAAAACGCGUUUAUGACGGUUCGAGUACCGACGCUGCGAAAAGCGACAACGAAAAAUCCUCGAGCUCGGAAAAAGAAUACGAGAAUAAGGAAAAUAAAGACCGCGUUUCGGCCUUGAGCCCGUUUGACGAGCAGGAGGAAUGGGCGAAAAUUCAGGAAAUUAUGGCGAGUUUUGGGACCGGUAUUGUCCGGGAGAGUGUUUUUGUGGCGGAGUUGGAGAAGGAGUUUCAGAGUCGGUUGAUGACUCUGAGUUGCUCGCAGAAUAGUCUGAACGCUGAUUCGAUUGAGAAAUGGUUGCAGACUUUAGGAAUGCAAGACUAUGUCGGUCUUUUCAUGUCAAACGGUUUCGACGAUGUCAAUUUUUUGAACGGAGUGAUUGAAGAUUGUGAUUUGAGCGAAAUGGGGAUAACGAGUGAACUCGAACGCCAAAUAAUUUUAGACGCUGUUAAGCAGCUUCCUUUAAAAAUUCACAAUCAAAGUUUCAAUAACAAUAACAACAACGAACAAAAUUCGGUCAAAAGUUGGUUGAGUCGUAUCCACUUGGACCAGUAUUUUGACACUUUCAAUAAGCACCUCUACCACGACAUGGAGCGAAUUAAGCGAAUCUGGGACGUUGAGCUUUCGGCCGUUUUAGACAUUGAUAAGAUAGGGCACAGGAAACGUAUUUUAGCUAGUGUUAGUAGCGGGGAACAUAUCAUUUCAGGGCCAAAACUCGAAGAGAUUAAUGCCGAUUUAAACCUACUUAAAAAUCAGGAAUUAAAAUCACCUUCGGCUCACUCAACUGGCACUAUCAGACACAGACAUAAAAAAUCGCGCCCGGCGCCUCCACCACCAAUCAAAAUUGACAAAGAAAGUGAGAAGAAAAAACCAGCUGAGAUGUUUGUUGGAGGCAACAACUCGAUCAAAUCGCAAUGGAGACACCAACCCAUACUUUUGAUAACCGGAGUUGUGAUGUAUUCAGCUAACUAUUUGGGUUCGACCAACAUUAUCGAAUUCAAAGGAACAGAAUCGACGAAAAAAUCGAUUCAGAAAGUGGUCAAAAACAAAGAACGACCAAGCGAGGAAAUAACUUUGUCGAUUUCGUACCGAGGAGUCAAAUUCAUCAACCCCAUAACGAAGAACACCAUUUGCGAACACGAGAUACGAAACAUCAACUGCGCAUGUCAGGAUUCCGAUAACCAAUCAUAUUUCGCGUACAUUACGAAAGACGGCGACUCUUUCUAUUGUCACGUGUUCGAAUCGACCUCAUCGGAGCAGGCGAUUGAGAUAAUUCUGACUCUGGGUCAAGCGUUCGAAUUGGCGUAUCAGAUGGCCGUGAGGGAUCAAGUCACCAGCAAAGGCAAGACAAAAUCGGCGGUGAGCCCCGGGGCUGUGUCUUCGCACAGUCGCGACUUCAAGGACUUGAAGACCAACGGCCACCCUCUGAAAAUGAAGCCUUUGACUUUAUCGAUCGCUGCCGACCCGGACAAGACCGAGGAAUAGGGAGUCACUGCCGCGCUUUUUAGUUUGUGAUAACUUUGGAUGUUGGAUGUUGCAUUUUGCCAAAUUUUCCUGUCGCUGGAUACUUCUGAGUUGCUCAAAUAUACAAGUUUUUCGAGAUUGGGAGCAAUAUUGACAUUUGAUUUCAUACAAUCACUUUUGUAAUCGUUCAAUACACCAUAUUAUAUCACACGACUUUUCUAUAUUUUUUCGUAUGUAUGAACAAUCUUCCAGUUUUGUAACUAUAUAAAUAAAGAUAUUUAGAGUCUCUCUGAAGUGUGUACAUACAUAGGGACUAGAAGCUUUAAUCUGUAUUUAGCAGGGUUUUCAAGUUGUUUUUUCGUCUCUAAAAUUAUAAAGUCGUUACGAAAUUGCAUUCCAAAUGCUUAGUUAUUUGGCUCGAUUACGUUUAGGUGUCUAAAAAUCGUAUCUAUUGCAUGUGGGAGCCAAAAAAUACAUAUUUUAAUGUACAUAAUAUAUUACAAAAUGAUUCAAUUGCGCUUUUAAUGAAAAAAUCAGUUGAAAACUUAUUGCAGUUACGUUACUCAGUUUUUAUUACU
This is a messenger RNA of Tribolium castaneum (red flour beetle), 4535 nucleotides long. RefSeq lists its product as uncharacterized. Bases 121 to 3978 code for a protein of 1285 amino acids. Gene Ontology annotation, molecular function: protein binding. NCBI's taxonomy places the organism in Eukaryota, Metazoa, Arthropoda, Insecta, Coleoptera, Tenebrionidae. Gene Ontology annotation, cellular component: cytosol. The transcript has 15 exons. The record is from RefSeq and is a predicted model, not a curated record.